Molecule: messenger RNA, 4421 nt
Organism: Ectocarpus sp. CCAP 1310/34
Lineage: Eukaryota; Phaeophyceae; Ectocarpales; Ectocarpaceae
Source: the annotation of a GenBank genome assembly
CUACAAGAAGGACAAUGCGAGCUUUGGUGGUGUCUUGCGCGUUCCACUCUCCGUGUGUGAGUCCAUGGCGGUUUGCCUCACGGGCGGGAGUGGUCAUUCGGCCGUGCUCGGCAGCGCUAGACGGCCCCGGAGGGCCCAUCACCGAGGCGUCCGUGCGAAAACGAUCGCAACGCGGGCCGCCGGUCUUGCUCAGAGACAUCUUCGGCACGCGAAGCCCAUGGCUAGGCAUGAAGAGGCUAGAGCGAGCUCCCUUACAGCGUCUUGAUCGCCUACAAGAAGUAGCAGAUCUAGCCCUCGAGGAUAGGGUGGAGUCUGGCGGCGGAUCUUUCGGCUGUGCGGACAUAGGAGCAGAUCACGGACUACUCGCGAUCUGCCUGCACGCCAACGGUGCGAACGUCAUCGCUGGCGAUAGGGCGGCCGGGCCCCUGAACAUCGCACGCGAAAACGCCAGGCUCUACCUGAGACGCGCUCAGCAAGCACCUUUCUCCGUGCUCGCCACCGCGGCUGCACAAAGGAUAGCACCCGCCGGUAAAAGCGAGUAUACGAGGACCCCCGAUCCUACUGCUGAAACGCUUCCCCAACCAAUAAAUGAAGGUAGUAGCGGCGACGGGGUAGGGAAUGAGGGGGCUGUCGCGCACGGGGUUGUCCCGCGCUUGGAAUGCCGUCUUGGUGAUGGGUUAGCCGUUCUGGAGGAAGGCGAAGCGGACACCGUGUGCAUCGCGGGGGUAGGUGUCAAGACGAUAAUACAGAUUCUCAGCGCGAGUACGAGCGACAGCAGUGGCGACGCAGCGAAUAGCCAAGAAUCUUCGCAUGGGCGGGGAGCUUCUGCGCUGUCUCGUUUAGGAGUGCGGCGGCUUGUGCUGCAGCCGAUGGACGCUCGACUGGAAUAUAUGCGCGACCUACGCGUGUGGUUACGAGGAAAUGGUUGGCGAAUAGCACAGGAAAAAAUCGUGUCCACACUGGGCAAGGGGGGCCGACACGCUUUUCUGACGCUACGGGCCGACUGUAUGGAAAUGAGCAGCGUAAAAAGUGACCAGGGGGUUUCACCCUUCUCUGGACCAGAAUGGCCAGCAGGCAUGCCACAGGGGGAGUGGUCAGACUGGCUUGGGGACUUUCUGCCUUCGCGAACCAUGGACUCCAACCAGUUGCGCGACGGAGGGCGAGAUACAGAACGGCAAGAGGCGUUCACGUUUCUUGCGUACCUGAGGCACCAGCGAGACUGGCUGACGGCCAUCGAGCGUGCACGUUCGCGGACGAGCCGCAGGGUGACUGCCGAAAGCCAGGACUCCACUGCUGUUUCGGAGGCCGUCGGCAGCGUGUUGAGAGCCGUCGAAGAUGCCAUCAGAGUAUCAGGGAAAGAUGGGUCGGAAGAGAGGCUUGUUACGUCGCGACGGUGGAGGAGAUCUUCUGGCAAAACCGAUUAGUAUGAAGUGGGAGCACACGGCUGCGAUUAUGUUUGACUGCAAAAACAUAACGUGGGGUCUGAAUUUGAAACGCCCACAACCAUGCUCGAGGAUAGACAUGUGUACUUAUACAACGAGAUCUGCAGCGCCGGUGUUUGCUUCUGGGCGACUGAUGCGCGCUUCGUCCCACGUGGUUCAGCUCGACUUUCUUAAGAUGGCUAACAACGUUUUUAAGAGCGAAGAGUACAUGAUUAUGAUCUCAGGCUCUGUGGUGGUGUAUGCAGCUUGGUAUGGACCGAAGACGAGGCAAGCCGACCAAAGCGCCAUGCAGGCAUCUCCAUGUCCAUCUGAUCCACCGUGGAACAAAGCGGUGGCCAUGCUCACCUCCGGUCCAAGAAGAAAAGAUAAAGUAUUUCGCGCGAAGCGCGAAAAGAAGGGGUGGAGAGGUAGAUCAAAGCAAGCGUAGAUAGAUAUGGAUGGAGCCUACGCCACAGAGGUCACCAGUGCACACGCUCACACAUUGGCCGACACCACCAGUCAGUCAGGGGAUGACUGAGAGCGCUGUUUAGCUCUGAUAAUCAUCAUCUACAUGAAGCUGCAGCAUCAACAGCAGCUGCAGUUAUUGCUGCUGCCGGCGUGCAGGAUGGGUGUGCGCUUACUUUUCCCGCUUUCGCUGCUAACGGCGGGCAACGGGCCCAAAAAAUCGCCUCCGAUGCCUCCUACGAUGUGUGUAUUUGGUCGCCCUUGGCCUACAGUGUUGUGUACGGUUCACUUCAUCUCUGUUUUGGGGGUGCUUCUGUGGUGGAAGCAAAGGUCGGCCUCAGACGGGACAGAUUUUGCUUGUGUGCACUCGCAUGCCCCCUCGAUUCCGCUGCACGCAGCAGGCCUUGGGGUCUCAAAAUAGCUUCCGACGCCAGCCAUGAUGUGUGCCUUCGGCCGGCCUUGGCCUACAGCAGUGUGCGGACCGCAGAUUGACUUGCGUCGUCACUCGCUUGUACUGCCGACAGCAGGCAACGGGCUGUAAAAGUCACACCUAACGCCUCCUAUGAUAUAUGCCUUGGCUGCCCUUGGCCUACAGCACUCCGUAUGCUGCCGUGCUGGUUGUCUCGUCUGUUGUCUGCGUGGUGUGUGUGGUGCUGCUGUGCAAGAGGAUUUCGGGGAUUCUCCCGAGAGUGUCCUGCCCAUCGCCCAAUCAUCUGUCUCUGUCUUACACAAUGUCUUACACAAUCGACGGGUGAUUGGUGGGAGAUGGGUGUCUACCCGAUUCUACCCCGCCAAAACAUAGAUAAUGGUUGGAAGUUCUUCCGUGUCUUACGAAAAAGGUCCCUCAUGCAUGGGUGCUCUGCCAUACUCCAGGAGAUUGUCUCCGCCCCCAGUCGCGAUGCAUGGACACACGUAACGCUCGCUUGCUAAGGUUCGAACAAGUUUCGUACAGCACAACUGCCACCUCUGCCUGAUUUUCCGCGAAAGGGAGCCGCAAAUACGCGUGUACCAGCCAUGCCCCGCCGCUGAAGCGAGCUGACCUCAAAACAAUCGCUAGAACAAUAUUUUCGUGGGUUUUUGAUUGAUGUGGCGGAAACAUGCGAUUCACGUCGCGGUUGCCGACCACGUUGUCCACCAUAGGUUAGAAAUUAGGCCGUCGGGUAACAAACUCGAUCUCCCUAGCGCACGAAAUACACGUUCAUUCGUCUCAGGUCACGUCUAAGCUUCAUCGGAGAUGCAAAUCGGGAGCCGAGCGGGAACUACCAAGCCACCCCCAGAUCAAUCUCCGAUCAAACAGAAGGAAAGCGGACCUCACAGAAAUGCCACCGGCAAACGACAUCAGACUGUGUCAGAACGAUGUGGCGCUGGGCCCGUGCACCGUUGGGUUCCUCCAGAGGGUGGAGCAAAUGGCCGCCAAACAGAAAAAUACCAGAGCUUGGUUGAUGCACCAAGGGCUAGAGUGAGGUAGAACUGUUGUACUACCUCACAAACGUUUUGCCCAGGAUACCCCACAUGGCUUAUUUGGUGCGCACAAAUCAUAUAGGCCAGGGCUUCAACUUUGAAAUUCGAAGUAUUACCAGCUGCGACUCUGCAGACGAUUCACAAACAUAUAUAGGGUCUCGAGUAGUAUCACACGUCAUGUUCCAAACGUCGCCUUUGUCGUCUAUAGAAUUCGGGAUGAACAGCAUUUCCGAGGCUUCCAGAGUAGAGCUCAAUCGACAAAAAUGCGAACAGCAACGAAGGGCAUUGAACCAUCUGCAGGCAAAGCUAGCACGCCGUUGUACCUUUUAGCCAAACUUCAGCUGUAGAACACAGAGACACUACACGAUUCAGGUUAGCCAUGCUACCUGCCUAGUGCCCAUACUCUACACAUGGGGAAACGAAAACUGAUGUACAUAUAGGGGGCUGGUGCAUUGAUGUCGUGUUCUCGCUGGGUCGACAGAUGCGACCAAUUCCUGCCGUCUACACACCACGCCCCCCGGCUACAGCCACCAAAUCAAAACGCUAUAGGCGCAACGCCUCCUCCAAGGUCUACUGUAGCCAGUCCACCAUCGGCCUCCCGACGUCAUUUUGGGUCCUCCCCUCACAACCACACGUCCGUCAUUAGCUGGUCGAAGAGGACAAGCUGAAGCGUUCCGGCGAUGAUGCCAGCGGAGAGGUCGGGUGGCAGCCGGCCUCCCUCCCGAUUCUGGCCUUCUGAUCGUGCACCGAUCGUACCACCUCGUCCUCCUCCUCGAGCUGCCGACAGAAAUCCUCUCCGAAUGUCUCGCGCAACUCCAAAGACGCCUGCUCGUCCAGCUUCCAGUUGUCGGUCGAAGGCUCGCUCUCGUGGGGGCAGACUUGUUGGCGGCUUGUCCAGGAGCUAACAUAGGUGGCAGGACGAUCCGGCAACUCCGCACCCAAUGCUGUUGUCGUCAAACCCAUAACCACGACGGCUGCAACACGUCUGCGUGUUCGAGGAUUCAUCGUGCCAACGUCCGAAUGCGGCGCAAGGCAACGGUUCACGGAGCUUGGAUGUCCGUGGGCAUUUGGCAG